Molecule: messenger RNA, 3224 nt
Organism: Xyrauchen texanus (razorback sucker)
Lineage: Eukaryota; Metazoa; Chordata; Actinopteri; Cypriniformes; Catostomidae
Product: vacuolar fusion protein MON1 homolog B-like
Exons: 7
Coding region: 410-2227 (605 amino acids)
Biological process (GO): protein targeting to vacuole; vesicle-mediated transport
Source: RefSeq, a predicted model, not a curated record
UGCAAGCUUCCUGAAAUACCGGCGGCUGUUUCGUGAAGCGAAAACGAAAGAUGUUUUUUGUUUUUAAUAAUCGUUAAUUUAUUAUAUCGGUCAUGAAUGUGAUAAUGACGAAGAGUGUAUCCGUUCACGAGAGGAGUCGGUUAUCUUACGAGAUAAUGAGGGUUUUCCAUAAAUAAUGUAGACGAGCUCAAAUUACUGUUUUGUAAUCUCGAGCUCUGUAAUUUAAACCAGUUCUUGUUAUUUUACUCAUUUUGAAAUAUAGUUUGUAAUCUUUAUGAAACUCGUUACUGUUGAGGCCGUGCGUGACUGUUCAAACUCCACGGACUGCAGAUAUGGGAUAACACAGCAGUAAUCAGAUUAAUCGGUUUACUUCACUGUUUCAGAUUUGUUCAGUUGUUUGUAUGUUGACAUGGAUCAGAACAGUCAAGAGACUCGGAACAUGGAGGAGGGGAAGAUAAGUGAGCCAUCGAUCCUUCCACAAUGUCUUGAUCAAACGGAUGUUGCAUAUUCGGACAGUGAUCUCCCAUCAGAUGACCACACAGACUUUAUCAAAGAGGGUAACCAUUGUGUGAAUGAAGCUCACAGGAUGCCUUCAGACCCAGAGGGGCUCUUGGAGCCAGAGUCAGCAGAUCCUACAUCAGAGGAGAGCACUCAACCACAAGAACAUUUAACAGAUAUUCAGAAGCUACACAUUGUUGAUUAUGAUAGGCCUUUGGGUGCUGGCGGUUCAGAGACUGAUUCUGGCAAAGCAUCAGAGGACUCUGCCUUAGUGGACAAUGGCCAUGAUGACUCAGGCGAGUUUGUUGUAACUGUGUUAGCCCGGGCUAAGGUGGAGGAACAGGGGAUGGGGAAUAAAGGGGCCUCAUCUUCUCUGCCGGAGACUGGUACACCUCUGGGACCUCCCUCGCACAGGAACGAGGAUGUGACGGCGGAUAGUUGGAGACAGCACAGGAAGCAUGUGUUCGUGCUGAGUGAGGCUGGGAAGCCCAUCUACUCUCGAUAUGGUAGUGAGGAGGCCCUGUCUUCUACCAUGGGUGUAAUGAUGGCUCUUGUUUCCUUCGUUCAGAGUGGAGAUAACAUCAUUCGCUCAGUUUAUUCGGACGAGCACACGGUUGUGUUCAUGCAAAGAGGUCCUCUGGUGCUGGUGUCCGUCUCCUGCAGCCGCCAAUCAGAGCAGCAGCUCCGUCACGAGCUGAUCUACGUCUACAACCAGAUCAUCAGCAUGCUCACGCAGGCCAGCAUCACCCGCAUCUUCGAGCACAAGAAGAACUAUGACCUGCGACGCCUACUGGCCGGCUCGGAGAAGAUUCUAGAUGGUCUUCUGAACCUCGUAGAUUCUGACCCCAGCAUCUUACUCUCCGCUGUGCACUGUCUCCCCCUGGCCUCAUCUCUCAGGGACUCCCUCAGCCAGAUCCUCCAAAAGGCCAUCACACCAAACCUGGUCUUCUCCAUCCUCAUAGCCAAGAACCAGCUGCUCACAAUAGUCCAAGAGAAGAUGGUCAUUGAUGAUGCCAGACUGGAUCCUGCUGACCUACACCUUCUGCUUAACCUCAUCGGGGCCUCGUCCGCCUUUCAGGCUGGGGAGAUCUGGACGCCCAUCUGUCUGCCCAGUUUUAAUCCUGACUGUUACUUUUAUGCAUACAUCUCCUAUCUGGACCCUCCAGAAUGUACUGUGUGUCUAGUUCUUCUCUCCACUGAUAAAGAGGCAUUUUAUUCGGUUGCUGAGUGUAAGAGGAAGAUCGAUGAGGCCAUGCAGGUGCAUAAUGCGCUGAUCUCCAUUGCAAAAGCUCACUCGUACAGUGUUACUCAGGUGGGAGUGUCUGAUCUCAGGCAUUUCAUGUACAAGCCCUUUGAUGUGCCAGACAACCAUCGCCAACUAACACAGUUCACCAGCCCUGAAAUUGAAGCCCCUUACAGCAGUGAAGAGGAGAAAAUGAGACUCUUGGACCUGUAUAGAGACCUACACGGCCGUAUCCACAGUACCUCACGCCCCCUAAAGCUCAUCUACCACGUGGCUGAACGUGAGACUCUGCUGGCUUGGGUCACAAGCAAAUUUGAGUUGUACACCUGCUUCAGCCCGCUUGUCACAAAAACCAGUGCCAUCAAUGCCAUCACCAAACUGCUGCGCUGGAUUAAGAAAGAGGAGGAUCGUCUCUUUAUUCGCUACCCUCCGAAGUACUCCACCACCCCCAACCCCAGCAAAAGCUCUAAAGGAGAUGCACACUGAUAGAUGGACCCACCUGCGAUCUGACCUCUGCAAUGGCUGCAGUCUCUGCAUUUACACUUAACAAACUCUGUAAAACUCAGUUUGGUAGUAGAGUUGAGUUCAGUAAACCAAAAUAUCCUAAUCCACAGUGUGUACAUAAUUUGAUAUGUACCUCUUCCUUUUUUCUUUUCUUUUUUUGAUGGUUUGACAGACCUGGACUGGAUCACUUAUGAAUUUAUACAUUGUAGAAAAAAAUACCACUAAAGAAAAUAAGCAGUACAUUGGAAAAGAUUCAAUAAAAUGUGGAAUAUUUUUCUCCGGUCUUACUCAACACAAUUGGUGGCAUUGACUGUGUGAGCUAUCAUUGAUUGUUUUACUUCAUCAUAAAAUAAUUUUUAGUUGUUUAAUUACAUAGAUUAGUAAAUGUUUGUUAUGCUUUGAAAUAAAAUGUUUAUUGAAUUGGUCUCCCUGUCAAAAUCAAGAGACAAGCUAUUUGUUAUGGCUUGAACAGUUCCUCUGAUUAUGUCUUAUUUAGCAUGGUAGGCCAUGCAAACUUUCACAUUGCAUCCUUAUCAGUUGUUCGUAUGUACUUUGUGAUGUAUUCUUUUGGAGGUUUCUCUUAUGUGGUUUUGUAUUUGAAACCAAACAGACCAAACCUUGCUCCAUUUGAAUAAAAAAAUUAAAAAAAACAUUUUGACAAGCUGCAAUAUGUCAGUACACUUUAAAGAGGAUGAAUUAGUACAUUCUUUUAUCGCAUUUAUCACAAUAUCUACUUUACUAUUAUUCUUUUUCUUUGGUUUCCUAUUUGACUUGCCAGUCGAUUUUGACAUUUACUUUUCUGGCAUGUGCAAAAUUUUAUGACGUUUUGAUAUAAUAAGAUCAGGACACUGAGUUUUAAACCACUGGACAUAAUAGUAAUAAUGUGCAAUGUAAAAAUAUUUUGAGACAUUUAUUAUUGCAGUUUUCAAGUUAUUUUUUUCUUUCUGGAAAAUUGAUCUGUUCAAAACUAUUUUAAUUA